AUGAAUGAGCUUUGUCCGGUAGCUGUCAAGCAGGGGACAAAUUGAAUAGAGGGGCAAUGAAGGAAGCCACAAACAACGUCUGAUGCUUUGUCGGACCUGCUAUUUUUACUUCCAGCGACUUCUUAAGUUCUUUCAGUCCAGAAGGUCAUUUUGACGGGAACAUGGGAUGGGAUUGGGUUCUUUGAAUACUUUUUGGCUCUUGAUUCUCGAUCGACUCGGUUGUUGUGGAGGGGUCCAAGUGUGGCUCGUCAGGCUUGCACGGUUUGUGCCUGAGCGGAACGAACGGUGGCUCAACCAUUCUUUCGGUCUGGUCUAUCAUUUGUGCCAAUCCAACUUGCGAGUUGCGACCCAGUUGAUUGCGAGACUCUGGAACCAAAAAAUAAAUUGGAGCCUCCAUGAUACAAGGAUCUGGAACAAACAAAGGCCGCUUGUCCGAGUUACACGCCGAGGCCGGGCCCUUGGACGGUGGCUGGCUUGACAGGGGUUCUUCCUCGCCCUCUCCACCUUCAUGUGCAUAUCGGUACCUA
Aspergillus versicolor CBS 583.65 is the source of this 527-nucleotide messenger RNA. RefSeq lists its product as uncharacterized. The record is from RefSeq and is a predicted model, not a curated record. The coding region runs from base 167 to 478 and encodes 103 amino acids. NCBI's taxonomy places the organism in Eukaryota, Fungi, Ascomycota, Eurotiomycetes, Eurotiales, Aspergillaceae. The transcript has a single exon.